Lolium rigidum is the source of this 2736-nucleotide messenger RNA. Its product is annotated as pentatricopeptide repeat-containing protein At2g20540-like. The record is from RefSeq and is a predicted model, not a curated record. Gene Ontology annotation, molecular function: protein binding; RNA binding. Bases 1 to 1644 code for a protein of 547 amino acids. The transcript has a single exon. Gene Ontology annotation, biological process: RNA modification. Lineage: Eukaryota; Viridiplantae; Streptophyta; Magnoliopsida; Poales; Poaceae.
AUGGCUUCGGCGCUGGGUCCGGCGGCGCGGCAGGCGGAGGACGCGGUCAUGGCGAGGCUCCGGGCAUGCGCCACCUUCCGCGACCUCCUCCGCGUCCACGCCCGCAUCGUGCUGCUCUCCCUCUCCCACAGCAGCUACCUCGCCACCCAGAUCGUCCACCUCUGCAACGCCCACGCUCGCGCCGCCCACGCCGCGCGGGUCUUCGCCCACGUGCGCCACCCCAACCUGCACCUGCACAACGCCAUGAUCAAGCUCUACGCCCAGAACCACCUGCACCGCGACGCCGUCACGGUCUACAUUCGCAUGCUCAGGUGCCGCCCGUUUCCUUCGGCUGGCUUCGCCGGCGACCGGUUCACGUACCCGUUCCUGCUCAAGGCCUGCGGCGGGCUGACGGCGCUCGAGCUGGGCAGGCAGGUGCACGCGCACGUGGUCAGGUCCGGCUGCGACGCCAACGCCAUCGUGCAGAACUCCAUGAUCGAGAUGUACACUCGCGCCGGCGACCUGUCCCUCGCGCGCAAGGUGUUCGACGGAAUGCUGCACAGGGAUGCGGUUUCUUGGAACACGGUCAUAUCGGCGCACGCGAGGCUGGGCCAGAUGAGGAAAGCGAGGGCGCUGUUCAACUCCAUGCCCGAGAAGACGAUCGUCUCCUGGACCGCGCUGGUGUCCGGGUAUACCGCCGCCGGCGACUUCUCUGGCGCCGUCGAGGCGUUCCGGUCGAUGCAGAUGGAAGGGUUUGAGCCGGAUGACGUGAGCAUCGUCGCGGUGCUGCCGGCGUGCGCACAACUCGGGUCCCUGGAGCUAGGCAGAUGGAUAUACGCAUACUGCAACAGGCACAAAAUGCUGCGCAAGACGUACGUCUGCAAUGCACUGAUGGAGAUGUACGCAAAGUGCGGGUGCAUCGACCAGGCGCUGCAGCUGUUCGAUGGCAUGGCUGAGAAGGACGUCAUCUCGUGGAGCACGAUGAUCGGCGGUCUCGCGGCGCACGGUAGAGCAAAGGAGGCGGUCCGGUUGUUCGUGGAGAUGGAGAGGGAGGGCAAGGUGAAGCCCAACGGCAUCACGUUUGUUGGGCUCUUGUCAGCUUGCUCCCAUGCCGGGCUCCUGGACCAAGGGCUGGACUAUUUCGACCGCAUGAAGGACAUAUAUGGCAUUGAACCCGGAGUCGAGCACUAUGGCUGUGUCGUCGACCUCCUCGGUCGGUCCGGGCAAAUCAGACAAGCGCUUGAUCUCAUUGGCGACAUGCCUGUACCUGGUGAUGCGAAGAUAUGGGGCUCAAUGCUCAGCGCAUGCCGAAGCCACGGCGACGUCGACACGGCCGUGCUGGCUGCCGAGCGGCUGGUCGAGCUGGAGCCGGACGACGUUGGCAACCUCGUCAUGCUGGCCAACGUGUACGCUGCAGCAAGACGGUGGGCCGAUGUCGCGAGCACCAGGAAGGCGAUACGUAGCAGGAGCAUGAAGAAGACGCCCGGGUGCAGCCUCAUCGAGGUGGACAACGUGGUGCAGGAGUUUGUCGCUGGAGAGGACCUGAAACCUGAGUUCGGAAUCCUUUUUGGUGUUCUGGACAUCCUGGCCUCGCAGCUUGCAGAUGAGGAUGUGGAUUCCAGCGAUUCAGACUGUGUAGUUGAUGCGCAAAUGUCUGGACACUGAAUGGUUAACAUCAUGAUGUGUUGGUGUGAUUAAUUAGAGAAAGGAAGCAAGUUAAUUAAGAUGAGCAAUUUUGCAGUACAUGUGAACCCUUACAGCUGCAUUUGAAGUGUUCUGAAGUCAGACACUCUGAAUCUAAUCAACGCUGCCACCAUCAUAGGAGCCUAUUGGGGCAUGAUCAUGUUUUAUUGGUUUGGGACCACCAUAUCCACAUGUACAAACAUAGCUUUAUUGGCCGAGGAGACGACAUUCAGAGUUAUGUGGAUGACCGAGUGUGAAACUAAGCUUGCCGUCUUCGACUUCUCUUCGAGCACUGGACAAUGGUGAGUUACUUCAUCCAAGUGUUGGGGUGAUUUAUUUCCUACCGUGGUAAUGUCCAGAGUGCAGUCACGACAACGAAUGUUAUGUGUGCGCAGAUAUGUGUAUGGUUGCUUCUACUAGGUGGUAGGCUGUUGGUGGGAAAAGAUGCUCGAGCUUGAUAUUGGGAAGAUGGAGUUUUCCAUUACUGACUUCCCACCCGGAGGAUGGAGAUCACAACGCACUUCCAUUGUGGAGGCAGGGGAGGGAAGACAUGGGAUGUUUUUUUUUACAGAAAAUUGCACAGGGUAAUACUAUACAUCUGCCCUCAGUUAUAUCAUUAGGCGAGACAAUGGUCAGGGUUCCAACCAGUGGCAGAUGGAGAAGCCGAUCUCAAUCCCUUUUGGAUACCGGCAUGAUAUCGUUGGUGAAACAGCGAAGCACUUGGUCUGACAAGAGAAACGUAUCAGAGACAAGAUUAUGAAUAUUUUUCAUUGGACGUCAAGGCAUUGCGUAUGGAGAGGGUAUGUGAUUCAAAGUAUGGCAUUAGUAUGCCUCAAAGAUAUACGAACUUCCUGCCAUCAUUGUUGUCGUCUCCGACAAUAUGUAGUGGUAAACUUUCUGUCACGUCCUAGUUAUCUCCUCCUUCUAUACUCAUCACAGAGCUUGGUUGAUGCUUGCUAUAGUUCAUUGCAGUAAUUGAUACUCAUGUGGACCUUUUAGUAGUGAUUAUUUUGUCUAAUCUUGUGGAAGAACUAAUCAGACUGAGGGACACAAAUGUAGUUCAUUUGUUUGUCU